AUGAAGCCUCCCGGAGGGCACGACUAUGAUGUGUUGGAGGGCAACACGAGGUACAAGAAGAUCCGUGAUCUGAACCAGGGGACCUUCGGCUUCGUCCAGCUGGCAUGGGACACAAAGACGACACCCCACCAGCAAGUGGCGGUCAAGUUCAUGGAGCGCGGAGACAAGGUCACGAAGUACGUCGAGCGGGAGAUCAUCAACCACCGGAUGCUCCUGCACCCCCACAUCAUCCAGUUUAAGGAGGUGUUUCUGACGUCCCGCUACCUGUGCAUCGUGAUGGAGUAUGCAUCUGGUGGUGACAUGUUUGAGUACGUCGUGAAGAAAAAUGGCCUGAAGGAAGAUGAAGCCCGCUGGUUCUUCCAGCAGCUCAUUGUGUCCAUCGACUAUUGCCACAGGAUGGGUGUUGCCAAUCGAGACAUAAAGCUUGAGAACACUCUGCUGGAUGGGAGCCUUCGGCCCUUGUUGAAGAUUUGCGACUUUGGAUACUCGAAGCAUGAGAAAUUCCAGUCUGCCCCGGGGUCCAGAGUAGGCACCCCUGCUUACCUUGCCCCCGAAGUGAUCCUCACCACCAUGGGCAAGACGUACGAUGGAAUGAUUGCUGACAUCUGGUCCUGUGGGGUCAUGCUUUUCGUCAUGCUGGUGGGAGCAUACCCGUUCGAGCGACCAGAGGACAAGCAUGACAAUCAGAAGCUGCAGAAAAUGAUCCAGCGCAUCCUGCGAGUGGAUUAUGCUUUUCCACCCCAUGUGCGCGUGUCGAGCGACUGCCAGGACUUACUGUCCAAGAUCCUUGUGCGCGAGCCCCACAGAAGGAUCACGAUUGAGGGCAUCCAGAACCACCCCUGGUAUCUGAAGAACCUGCCCCCAGGGGUUUCGGAAAUGAACAACAACCUCAUCAUGCCAAGUGAAGGACUGCAGAGCGUUGCAGAAAUCAAACGCAUUGUCCAGGACGGUGAGAAGUUGGGCACCACAGUGGCGGCCCAGUCCCAGUUCCUUGAGGACAAUGUGGAUGACUACUUGGAUGAGGUGUUGGAUGACGACCUGACCAUUUGA
Molecule: messenger RNA, 1050 nt
Organism: Ostreobium quekettii
Lineage: Eukaryota; Viridiplantae; Chlorophyta; Ulvophyceae; Bryopsidales; Ostreobiaceae
Source: the annotation of a GenBank genome assembly